Molecule: messenger RNA, 1600 nt
Organism: Camponotus floridanus (Florida carpenter ant)
Lineage: Eukaryota; Metazoa; Arthropoda; Insecta; Hymenoptera; Formicidae
Gene: Gpat4
Product: glycerol-3-phosphate acyltransferase 3
Exons: 9
Coding region: 10-1503 (497 amino acids)
Biological process (GO): triglyceride biosynthetic process
Cellular component (GO): endoplasmic reticulum
Molecular function (GO): glycerol-3-phosphate O-acyltransferase activity
Source: RefSeq, a predicted model, not a curated record
GUAAGCAAAAUGGCGUCAUUGUGGACGGUGAUGUCAUUCGUGUUUUCCAUGUUACUGAUGCCCUUCCUUAUGCUACUAAUAGCAAUUGUAUUCUUCGCUUGUAUUGGCAAGUCCCUCGGUGUACGCAGGCUGUACAUCAAGCUGUUGCUGGCCCUCUUCGAGUCCGGCAGACAAAACAUAGAGAGUGCGAAGAAGAGAAACGGCACUCGAGAUGAAGAUGAGAAUCUUAGUACAGAAGAAGAAUGCGAGUCGCAAACGAUCAUGGGAAAAAAUUCUACGGUAACAUCGAAAAAAGCACAAAACGGCUGUGCAGGCAACUUGGUGAUAGCCAGAUCAAAGGACUUCAUCUUAGUUCCGGAGCCAGAAAUGCACAAUCAUGUUGAAGAAUCGAAUCUAAAAAAUGAUCAACAAGAAACAUCAAUUGAUGAAGUUAAAAAGGACAGGCUUAACCAGAAAAAUUCUUUAGAAACAUUAAAAGCCGGAUUUGCGCCAUCAGGUUGCCUAGAUUACAUCAGAGCGGGCGUUGAAGCUAUUAUAGAAGAUGAGGUGACGUCGCGAUUUGAAGCCGAAGAACUUAAGAAUUGGAAUCUGUUAACACGGACGAAUAGAUUUUAUGAAUUUAUUUCUUGGAAGUUAACUUUCAUAUGGAUGAUCGGAUUCGUCAUACGCUAUUGCUUUCUUCUACCCUUAAGGAUAUUUAUUUGCUUUAUAGGGGUGAUGUGGCUGACAGUGUGCACUGCAGUAGUGGGCUACGUUCCGGAGGGUAGCUUCAAGCGGUGGCUGAACUACAAAGUCUCCAUAAUGUGCUUUGCUGUCUUAUCCAGUGCUCUGUCUUCAGUCAUCACAUACAACAACCCAGAGAACCGACCUGUCAGAGGCAUAUGUGUUGCUAAUCACACGUCUCCCAUUGAUGUACUUGUACUGAUGUGUGAUAAUUGUUAUUCCUUGAUAGGUCAGAGACAUGGUGGUUUCUUAGGAAUAUUACAAAGAGCUCUUGCCCGUGCUUCUCCACAUAUAUGGUUUGAACGUUCUGAAGUCAAAGACAGAGAAGCAGUUGCAAAAAGAUUAAAGAAGCAUGUAUCAGAUCCUACAAAUCCACCAAUACUCAUUUUUCCGGAGGGUACAUGUAUCAACAAUACAUCAGUUAUGCAAUUUAAAAAGGGCAGUUUCGAAGUGGACAGCGUUAUUUAUCCUGUAGCUAUAAAAUACGAUCCAAGAUUCGGCGACGCAUUUUGGAACAGCAGUCGAUAUUCGAUGAUACAAUAUUUGUACAUGAUGAUGUCGAGCUGGGCAAUAGUCUGCGAUGUUUGGUAUCUUCCUCCAAUGUAUAGAAAGGAGGGGGAGAGUGCUAUCGAUUUUGCGAAUCGAGUGAAAUCUGUGAUAGCGCGACAAGGUGGACUCGUCGAUUUGCAAUGGGAUGGUCAAUUGAAGAGGAUGAAGCCAAAGAAGGAAUGGAGGGAAAAGCAGCAAGAAGAAUUCAGUAAACGAUUUAAAGUUGAAUGAAAAAUAAACUCAUUGUUUCUAGUCACUUCAAACAUUUCAUAAUGCAAAUAUUGCGUGUUAUUUGUUUGUUUAAACAAAAUAAUUUCAUUCAAUUGGC